CCAUCCAUGAUUGGUCAAACCAAAGCAUCACGAAACCAACCAAAUUUAUAACCCAAUAAUACACACACCAACACCAUCAUCAUACAAAUACAAAUUUCAAUUCAAUUCCCCUUUUGUUGUUCUCUUCUCCUUUCCUCUCAACUCCGUUGGUGCCAGCCAGCCAUUCCAAUCCCACGUGGGGCACCGAUUUCCGACGCCGACAACUCACCGUCUUCCGCCGCUAUGAAUCCCGAGUAUGAUUAUCUGUUCAAGCUCCUUCUUAUUGGAGACUCUGGUGUUGGAAAAUCAUGCCUUCUUCUGAGAUUUGCUGAUGAUUCUUACAUUGAAAGCUACAUAAGCACCAUCGGAGUUGAUUUUAAAAUUCGCACUGUUGAGCAGGAUGCAAAGACCAUUAAACUACAGAUUUGGGAUACUGCUGGGCAAGAGCGUUUUAGGACAAUAACCAGUAGCUACUAUCGUGGGGCUCAUGGAAUCAUUAUUGUUUAUGACGUAACAGAUGAAGAGAGCUUCAAUAAUGUAAAGCAAUGGCUCAGUGAAAUUGACCGCUAUGCCAGUGAUAAUGUUAACAAACUUUUGGUUGGGAAUAAGUGUGAUCUGACAGCAAAUAGAGCGGUCUCAUAUGAUACAGCUAAAGAGUUUGCAGAUCAAAUUGGCAUACCUUUUAUGGAAACUAGUGCAAAAGAUGCUACAAAUGUAGAACAGGCAUUCAUGGCCAUGUCUGCCUCCAUCAAGAAUAGAAUGGCGAGCCAACCAAGCGCAAAUAAUGGAAGGCCUCCAACAGUGCAAAUCAGAGGACAGCCAGUUGGGCAAAAAAGUGGGUGCUGCUCUUCCUAAACCAGAUGAUAUUCAGAUCCAUUUCACUUGGUCUGCUGCUUGCUCUUUUGCAUAUGAGACUUGCUAUGUCACUAAAUAGUGGAACAAUGUCACAUAAUUCAUCCUGUGGUUUGGGAAUUAGCCUAGAUGAUUCCAUUCUUUACACAAACUUGAAUGGUAUGCUUGCGCUUGUGCUACUUGUUAAUGAUAAAUCUAUAUUUCUUCUCA
Messenger RNA from Lotus japonicus, 1041 nucleotides. RefSeq names its product ras-related protein RABD2a. The record is from RefSeq and is a predicted model, not a curated record. The coding region runs from base 223 to 834 and encodes 203 amino acids. NCBI's taxonomy places the organism in Eukaryota, Viridiplantae, Streptophyta, Magnoliopsida, Fabales, Fabaceae. The transcript is spliced from 8 exons. Gene Ontology annotation, molecular function: GTP binding; GTPase activity.